GGCGCCCGGGGGUUUCGAGAGCCCGUCCCGUCCCAGAAGCGCUCGGGAUGCGGGGCGCCGCCGGCAGCGGACUCCGGCCUCCCACUCUUGGAAACUUCUGGGAAGCUCCCCGGCUGCCCUAGUUCCCCCAGGAAGUUGCCCAGGGCCUCAGGCAGCUCCAGAACCCUCCGGGCCGUGGGGCUCCGCGUCCCGCGGGCGCCGCCCUCCGCCCGGCCCCUCCUCCGCGGCCGCCCCUCCCCGGUCCCGCCUGCCCUCUGACCUGAGCCUGCCUGGCGCGCCCCUCCCGCAGGCUCCCGAGGGCAGAGCAGCAGCGGGCGUCGCGAGGCCCGGCAGCGCGCUCGCCCCGGCCCCGGCCCCGCCGAGCGUCCGUCUCCCGCCGGCAGAGGCGCGCGCGGCCGGUCGCACCAUGGCCUUCUCCCAGGUGCAGUGUCUGGACGACAGCCACGUCAACUGGCGCUCCAGCGAGUCCAAGCCCGAGUUCUUCUACAGCGAGGAGCAGCGGCUGGCGCUGGAGGCCCUGGUGGCCCGCGGCCCCGAGGCCUUCUACGAGGUGCUGAAGCGCGAGAACAUCCGGGACUUCCUCUCUGAGCUGGAGCUCAGGCGCAUCCUGGACACCAUCGAAGUGUACGACCCGGGCUCCGAGGACCCUCGCGCCGCCGGCCAGCCGCAGGGGCCCGAGGACAGCAAAGCCGGAGACUGCCAGGAGGCCAGUGGGGCAGGUGGGGCCCCCACCGAGGCCGAGCUGCUGCCCUCGCUGGAGUACUGGCCCCAGAAGUCGGACCGCUCCAUCCCGCAGCUGGACCUGGGCUGGCCGGACACCAUCGCCUACCGCGGCGUGACCCGGGCCAGCGUCUACAUGCAGCCCCCCAUCGACGGGCAGGCCCACAUCAAGGAGGUGGUUCGCAAGAUGAUCAGUCAGGCCCAGAAGGUGAUCGCGGUGGUCAUGGACAUGUUCACCGAUGUGGACAUCUUCAAGGACCUGCUGGACGCCGGCUUCAAGAGGAAGGUGGCCGUGUACAUCAUCGUGGACGAGAGUAACGUCAAGUACUUCCUGCACAUGUGCGAGCGGGCCCGCAUGCACCCGGGGCACCUCAAGAAUCUCAGGGUGCGCAGCAGCGGAGGAACCGAGUUCUUCACGCGGUCGGCCACCAAGUUCAAGGGCGCCCUGGCCCAGAAGUUCAUGUUCGUGGAUGGAGACCGGGCCAUCUGUGGCUCUUACAGCUUCACGUGGUCGGCCGCGAGGACGGACCGGAACGUGAUCUCCGUGCUGUCCGGCCAGGUGGUGGAGAUGUUCGACCGGCAGUUCCAGGAGCUGUACCUCAUGUCGCACGGCGUCAGCCUCAAGGGCAUCCCCAUGGAGAAGGAGCCGGAGCCGGAGCCGGUGCUGCUGCCCUCCACGGUCCCGCUGCUGCCCUCGGGCACCGUGGCCAAGAAGCUCGUCAACCCCAAAUACGCGUUGGUCAAGGCCAAGAGCGCCGACGAGAUCGCCAAGGCUUCUUCCGAGAAACAGGGCGCCACGAGGUCCCCAGCAGGGCGGGGCCCAGCGCCAGCCGACCAGCCAGGGGACCUCCCCGAGCCACCCUCCUCCAUCCACCCGGGGCUGCUCAACCUGGAGCGGGCCAACAUGUUCGAGUACCUGCCCACCUGGGUGGAGCCGGACCCCGAGCCUGGCAGUGACAUCCUGGGCUACAUCAAUAUCAUCGACCCCAAUAUCUGGAACCCGCAGCCCAGCCAGAUGAACCGCAUCAAGAUCCGAGACACGGCCCAGGCGGGGGCCCAGCCGUGGAGGCAGAGCCAGGGUUGCGGCCCCGCGCCCGUGCCCCGCGCCUCCACGCCCAGCGCCCCCCAGGACGGGGUCCCAGCCGAGAACGGCCUCUACCAGGGGGACACCGAGCCACGGCCCCCUGUACCCAAGCCCCGGACGGUCCCUGUGGCAGACCUGCUUGCCCGGGAGGGCGGCGGUGUGGGCUGGGCCCUGGAGACACCAGAAGAGGAGGCGCCCCAGAAUGGGACAGACCACGGGCCGCCCAGGACAGAGGGCCCAGGCCAUGCCCCGCUCCUGCGGCCGCCGUCUGUGACCCAGGGUGACCCGGAUGGCAGGGGCGCGGUGGUUCCCAACGGGCUGGACGGGGAGGAGGACGAUGAUGACUACGUGACCCUCAGUGACCAGGACAGCCUCUCAGGCAGCUCCGGCCGUGGCCCUGGUCCCCGGAGGCCCUCAGUGGCCUCUUCUGUGUCCGACGAGUAUUUCGAGGUGAUGGAUCGGUCAGCCACUCUCCAGAGGCGCUACUCGGAGCAGGUGGCCAACGGGCCAGCCCAGCCACCCCGCCGACAGCUUAGCGCCCCCCACAUGACCCGUGGGACCUUUGGUGGACCCCUGGCUGGCUCAUGGGCCCAGGGUCGGGAGAGAGAAGAGGUGGGCACUCUGAGGAGGAUACAGGCCCCACGCUCCGCUGACAAGGAGGCACAGGGUCAGCGGUUCCACCACUAUGGAGUCUCUGCCUCGGGGACCAGGGAUAAGGACGGCUUCCCACGGCCGCUGAAGACCCCAGGACCCCCGCGGUACCGCCCUGCCACCGACGGCACCCAGAGCUCCAGCAGGAAAGCAGGCCCGGCCGUGGCUGGCCCGCAGCACUGGCAGGCCAAGGGUGGCCCGGUGCCCCGCACGCUGCCGGGCCCUGGGAGCCCAGGGCCAGCCCGAAACGCCAGCCCCCUGGCCGACAGCAGGGCCACCGAGGAGCGCCCAAGUCCUUUCGGAAUCCCGUACUCCAAACUGUCCCAGUCCAAGCACCUGAAGGCCAGGACGGGUGGUGGCCAGUGGGCAUCGUCCGACUCUAAACGGCGGGCCCAGGCCCCCCGGGACCACAAGGACCCCUAGAACCCUGGGCCCAAGCCUGGAGCCAUGCUGUCCACGGCCUCCGCCCCAGCCUGGGCUCACCGUGUGGGUGGAUCCCGAGGCCUCCCGGGCCUCCCGAGCCUGCCCUGGAAGGCAGGAGGGUGGGGUGAGUGGUGACCUGGCCACUCACCUGGUCAGUGCACCAGUACCAGGUGGCCAUGAUGGUCAGGCCGAAGGUCAUCCCAGUCCACGGGAGGUCCCCUGUGUAGGGGUCUCGGAACAUGUGCGUGGCGUCUGCCCGCGGCAGGUGGCAGGUCGUGUUGGAGAUGGUCCUGGACGGGACGGCCCGGGCGUAGGCUGCUGCCAGCUGCUCAUACCCACCAAUCUGCUCGAAAGCUGGAGCGGGCGGGGCGGGACAGGGCGGUCAGCGGCUGGGGGCCUCCUCCCACCCCCACUGUCCUCAUCUCACAAGUAGCUUCUUCAUGCACCAAACUUGAUUUUUUCCCACUUCACCUUUCCCAGUGUCUGGACAAGUACGGAGGGUAGAGGGUUUAAAGAAGGUGAAUUCAGAUGACUAUUUUAUUUGUAUUUAAAAUAAUGCUAUUAAAUGAGCAUUUUGCA
Camelus dromedarius (Arabian camel) is the source of this 3457-nucleotide messenger RNA. RefSeq names its product family with sequence similarity 83 member G (gene SACK1G). NCBI's taxonomy places the organism in Eukaryota, Metazoa, Chordata, Mammalia, Artiodactyla, Camelidae. The transcript has 5 exons. The record is from RefSeq and is a predicted model, not a curated record. Bases 407 to 2878 code for a protein of 823 amino acids. Gene Ontology annotation, cellular component: cytosol; nucleus. Gene Ontology annotation, molecular function: protein kinase binding. Gene Ontology annotation, biological process: BMP signaling pathway.